UCUCAGAGAGGCCAUAAUAAAGAAAUGAAAAUACAGAAAAUCAAAAGGACAAAAAAGAAUAUCAAAGGGUAAAAUUAUCAGUUUUUUUCUCCCUCCAUAAAACUGAAAAUAAGAGGGGCUUAUGGUUCUUCUUCCAAAAGUCUCUGUUUUGACCAUGGUCCAUCUUCAUCUCCCCUCUCCUUCUUCCCGUUUUCCUCUUUUCUCCUUCUAAUAACUUUCCUCUUAAAUCUCUUUUAUUAUUGUCUUACAUUCACAUUCUCCUCCCCCAAUAUAAUUCUCUCCUUAUAUCCAUAAUCUUUCUUCAAUUGUCUGAUGAUUUGGUUUUUUCUCCAAAAACAUUGAGGUUUUAUAUUCAUAUCCCAAUUAUGGGUAAUAACUGUUUUUCCAGCUCAAAAGUUAGUGGUUCUAACAGCAACACCCCCUCCACCACCACCACCACCGUGAAUGUCCGGAUGAACACAGCCAAUCCACCUUCUACAUCCACAAUUACAUCAACAAAACAAGAAGGGUCUCAUUGCAAUAAACAGAAAGUUAAAGAUAACCACAGAAGCCAACACCAAAAACAACAACCUAGAAAUUCUCAGCAAAAUGUUAAGAAGCACAAUAAUGGGAGGAGGCAGAAGAGUGGGGUUAUUCCUUGUGGGAAAAGAACAGAUUUUGGGUUUGAUAAAGAUUUUGAUAAGAGGUUUACCAUUGGCAAGUUGUUGGGUCAUGGCCAAUUUGGUUACACCUACGUUGCCACCCACAAGUCUAAUGGUGAUCGCGUCGCUGUCAAGAGAAUUGAGAAGAACAAGAUGGUUCUUCCGAUUGCAGUUGAGGAUGUAAAACGAGAAGUCAAGAUAUUGAAGGCCUUAUCCGGUCAUGAGAAUGUGGUUCAAUUCAAUAAUGCAUUUGAGGAUGAUAACUAUGUCUACAUAGUAAUGGAGUUAUGUGAGGGUGGAGAACUCUUGGACCGCAUUUUGGCCAAAAAGGACAGCCAUUAUGCCGAGAAAGAUGCAGCAAUAGUUGUACGUCAGAUGCUAAAAGUUGCGGCUCAAUGUCAUUUACAUGGUUUGGUGCAUCGUGAUAUGAAACCUGAGAAUUUUCUCUUUAAAUCUCCAAAGGAGGAUUCACCAUUGAAGGCCACAGAUUUUGGUCUUUCAGACUUCAUAAGACCAGGGAAGAAGUUCCAAGAUAUUGUUGGCAGUGCAUAUUACGUAGCGCCAGAGGUAUUAAAGCGUAGAUCAGGACCCGAAUCAGAUGUGUGGAGCAUUGGUGUUAUUACAUACAUUUUGCUCUGUGGCCGUCGGCCCUUCUGGGAUAAAACAGAGGAUGGCAUAUUCAAGGAGGUACUAAGAAACAAGCCUGAUUUUCGUCGUAAGCCAUGGCCAACUAUAAGCAACAGUGCUAAAGAUUUUGUUAAGAAAUUGUUGGUGAAGGAUCCUCGUGCUAGACUUACUGCUGCCCAGGCCCUAUCUCAUCCAUGGGUUCGCGAAGGAGGUGAUGCAUCUGAGAUUCCACUGGACAUCUCCGUCUUAUCCAACAUGCGACAAUUUGUCAAAUACAGUCGAUUAAAACAGUUUGCUUUACGGGCAUUGGCUAGCACAGUUGAUGAGGAGGAACUGGCAGAUGUCCGGGAUCAGUUUUCUGCAAUUGAUGUGGAUAAAAAUGGUGUCAUUAGCCUUGAAGAAAUGAGACAGGCCCUUGCUAAGGAUCUUCCCUGGAAGAUGAAAGAGUCACGGGUUCUUGAGAUUCUUCAAGCGAUUGAUAGUAACACAGAUGGGCUAGUUGAUUUCCCGGAGUUUGUCGCAGCCACUUUACAUGUCCACCAGUUGGAGGAGCAUAAUUCUACAAAAUGGCAGGAAAGAUCGCAAGCUGCUUUUGAGAAAUUUGAUGUUGAUAGAGAUGGAUUCAUAACUCCGGAAGAACUUAGAAUGCAUACCGGCCUAAAGGGCUCCAUAGACCCACUUCUAGAAGAAGCAGAUAUUGACAAAGAUGGGAAGAUAAGCUUGUCAGAAUUUCGUAGGCUUCUAAGAACUGCAAGUAUGAGUUCACGGAUGGUGACUAGUCCAACUGUUAGAGGCUCUCGGAAAAGUUAGCUUCGUAAAGGUGCAUAGAAGUGAGUGUUUAGAGAAGUGAAAGUCCUCCGUGAGAAAAUUUUGGUGGAAGUUCCUGUUGGUUUACGUGUUCUCAUGUGCUGUUCUCUGCUGCCAUUCUCUAUAUAGAGGUCUCUAAGAUGAAUGGUAUUUCAGAGACCUUUGGCCCAAUGGCCUUGUGUAGCCAGCGGCCGCCAUGCCAAGCGCGGUUCCCACAGAGUUUGCCUUUGUAAUCCAGAAAGGUAUUUGGUUUGAAAUUGCUUCUUCUAAACAACCAGCAGCAAUAUCUGUAUUCUGGUCGUUUUAGUGUACAUUCUUUUCCCCUGUCCUGAGUCUAUGCAUUUCCCUUUGAUAGUGUAAUUAAUACUAUGUCAUUAUUAUAGAUUAUAUCAUCAAUGAGAAUCGGCUUUAUCAAAAUAUUUGUUCA
Nicotiana tabacum (common tobacco) is the source of this 2502-nucleotide messenger RNA. RefSeq names its product calcium-dependent protein kinase 28-like. Gene Ontology annotation, molecular function: calcium ion binding; ATP binding; protein kinase activity. Gene Ontology annotation, biological process: protein phosphorylation. The record is from RefSeq and is a predicted model, not a curated record. Lineage: Eukaryota; Viridiplantae; Streptophyta; Magnoliopsida; Solanales; Solanaceae.